AGCUGCGGUGCGCGGGGAUGGAUUUAAGCAGAUGAUAGCUGACUGCGUGAGAGAUGCUGCAGGAGAAGGCUUCAGCUGUGACGGAUGAAUGUAUGAGCCGGGUCCAGACCGGCGUGGAGACAGAUCUCCUUCCAGACCAGUCACGGAUGGGCCUAUCUGCAGCUUCCGCCAUUCCCAGCUCCAGUGAGCCUGACCAGAACAUCGAGAACAUCAAGGUCGUCCUUCAUGAGAGGGAGCUGUGGAAGAAGUUCCACGAGGCCGGCACAGAGAUGAUCAUUACUAAAGCAGGCAGGAGGAUGUUUCCCAGCUACAAGGUCAAAGUGACCGGGAUGAACCCCAAAACCAAGUACAUCCUGCUGAUCGACAUCGUCCCAGCUGAUGACCACCGCUACAAGUUCUGUGAUAACAAGUGGAUGGUGGCGGGGAAGGCCGAGCCAGCCAUGCCAGGCAGACUCUAUGUGCACCCAGACUCUCCCGCCACAGGAGCUCACUGGAUGAGGCAACUCAUAUCGUUUCAGAAACUCAAGCUAACAAACAAUCACCUGGACCCUUUUGGGCAUAUCAUCCUGAACUCUAUGCACAAGUACCAGCCCAGACUACACAUAGUGAAAGCCGACGAGAACAAUGCCUUUGGAUCCAAGAACACCGCCUACUGCACUCACGUAUUUCAUGAGACGGCCUUCAUCUCCGUCACCUCUUAUCAAAACCACAAGAUCACUCAGCUGAAAAUAGAAAACAACCCAUUUGCCAAAGGAUUCCGAGGCAGUGAAGAAGGAGAUCUGCGUGUUUCAAGACUACAGGGGAAAGAAUAUCCAGUGAUUUCAAAGAACAUGGUCCGCCAGAGGCUCCUCUCCUCUCACAACCACCUCGCAGGGAAGCUUGGGGCAGGAGUUCUAACAGGGCACCCUCAAGUCCUGUCCUCCUAUCAGUACGAGACCGGGGUUCCUUUGUCCAACUCAGACCCCCAAGAUCCCAUCUCAAACCACUUCCCUCAGAGCAGAGACCCCAGCCUUCUGUACCACUGCUUCAAACACAGAGAUAACGCCCGACACUUGGAGCUGGGAUGUAAGCGGCCAUACCUGGAGACCUCAUCUGCAGGCUCAGAGGAGCAUUACUUCCGCUCAGCUCCUUCUUAUGAGUCGUCCCUACUGUCUCACCCAUACUGCACAGAGGCCAUCACCUCCAGAGAGGCCUGUAUGUAUGGUAGCAUGGAGACAGAGUCUGGAUCCGGGGCAGGGGACGCAGACGACCUGGCCAACUCCCCAUCCAUAAAUUGUAAUAUGUGGGCUACGAUGCAGCCGUACCCUCGCUACAGCGUGGAGGGCGUCCCAUACCAGCCCUUCACCGCUCAUUUCACCAACGCUGCCGCGGUCACACCUGUGGUCCCACACCCCACGUCCUCCAUGGUCUCGAGGUCACAGGCCGACUUGGGUGUCUACAACUCUGCGUCAGUCCAGCGCGGCCUUCCCGUCAUAGCUCCAUCCUCCUCCUCUUCAUCGUGUUCUCCAGCUGGAUCCAGAGAUAGGUCAGGCCAUCCAUCUCUGUACCACAAGAAGCCCGGGUCGCCGCUCCGGCCUCACAGAGAUUUCUCAGCCUAUCCCACACAAGGUGCUAUAUCCAUCCGGGAUCCGUCCUAUCAGUACCAAGUGGGGCUGAGCAGCGCUGGGACUCACUGGACUGACAGCUAA
Seriola dumerili (greater amberjack) is the source of this 1688-nucleotide messenger RNA. RefSeq names its product T-box 4 (gene tbx4). Gene Ontology annotation, molecular function: DNA-binding transcription factor activity, RNA polymerase II-specific; RNA polymerase II cis-regulatory region sequence-specific DNA binding. The transcript is spliced from 9 exons. The record is from RefSeq and is a predicted model, not a curated record. Gene Ontology annotation, biological process: regulation of transcription by RNA polymerase II; cell fate specification; positive regulation of DNA-templated transcription. Bases 54 to 1688 code for a protein of 544 amino acids. Gene Ontology annotation, cellular component: nucleus. NCBI's taxonomy places the organism in Eukaryota, Metazoa, Chordata, Actinopteri, Carangiformes, Carangidae.